AUUGGCCGGCAAUUUUCCGGAAGUUUUGUACUUUGAGUGUACUAUGUCACUCUUCCCCCAAGGUGAUCUGGGAGCUUAGUAGGAAGGUGAGAUGGCGAGCACUAUAUGGCGCAGCCUGAUGAGAAAUAAGACGUUCCGGUACGGGGCCCCCAUGCUGCUCUUAAUCAUCGGUGGUUCAUUCGGCCUGAAAGAAUUCACCCAAAUCCGCUAUGAUGCCCAAAAUUUAAAACGAAAGAUGGAUCCAGCCCUGGAGGAAUUAGUCAGCAAGAAAAGAGUUUCCCUGGAAUCCGAGUUUGAGAAAAUUAAAGAUUCUAAUUAUGAAGACUGGAAAAACGUCAGAGGACCUCGUCCAUGGGAAGACUCAAAAUCAUUACAGCUUGAGCAGACAAAUUCUGCCAUUCCCAAACAGGCAUAGAUAUAUCUAUUAUAAAAGACUAAGGAAUAUGUGGCCAAACGUAGCUCAACUAUUUGAUCUGAGACUUUCUAUUUAUAUGUGAUGUCAUAACAGUGUAACUGGACACAACUUGUCCCAUCGGUACGGCUCUGAAUAAUGGACAUGCAAAAAUAUUUCAUUAUGUGUCAUCUGGAGGAUCUUGCAAAGUAAUGUGAGCCGGUGUUUUUAUUAAAUACUCAAUAUACAUUC
Messenger RNA from Xenopus tropicalis (tropical clawed frog), 643 nucleotides. It is a transcript of the gene cox16, whose product is annotated as cytochrome c oxidase assembly factor COX16. The transcript is spliced from 4 exons. Gene Ontology annotation, cellular component: mitochondrial membrane; mitochondrial inner membrane. The coding region runs from base 92 to 415 and encodes 107 amino acids. Lineage: Eukaryota; Metazoa; Chordata; Amphibia; Anura; Pipidae. The record is from RefSeq and is a predicted model, not a curated record.